AUGGCCGACGAUAAGAAGUCGGACGACUACACCGUCCAAAUGGACAAACUGGACCAGGGCAACAAGGAAUUCGAGGCCGCGCCGCCACCACAACCUCGCGCUGCGCCUCCGGCGCCGGUUGCUGGACACCCUGCCCUGCCUGUUCUGGCCUACUGUGGUUCUUCCAUUAUGAUGACGGUCAUGAACAAGUAUGUUCUGUCCGGCUUGGACUUCAAUUUGAACUUCUUGCUCCUCAUGGUUCAGUCUCUUGUGUGCAUUGCUGCUAUCCAGACUUGCAAGUCCAUGGGUCUGAUCACCUACCGUGACUUCAGCGCCGACGAGGCUAGAAAGUGGUUUCCUAUCACUCUUCUCCUGAUCGGCAUGAUUUACACCGGCUCCAAGGCCCUGCAGUUCCUCUCUAUCCCCGUCUACACGAUUUUCAAGAACCUGACCAUCAUCCUGAUCGCCUACGGCGAGGUCCUCUGGUUCGGUGGCUCCGUGACCGGUCUUACCCUGUUCUCCUUCGGCCUGAUGGUUUUCAGCUCCCUCAUUGCCGCCUGGGCAGAUAUCAAGCACGCCGUCGAGAGCAGCGGCGACACCUCCAGCAAGGUCUCGACGCUCAACGCCGGCUACGUCUGGAUGCUGAUCAACUGCCUCUGCACUUCUUCCUACGUCCUGGGCAUGCGCAAGCGCAUCAAGUUGACCAACUUCAAGGACUUUGAUAGUACGUUUUACAAACCCGUCUCCGGCUGGUCUAGCCGCAAUAACCUCUUUAACACCAUGACAGCGAUGUUCUACAACAACCUUCUCUCCAUCCCCGUUCUCAUCGUCCUCACCCUCCUCGUCGAGGACUGGUCCUCUGCCAACCUGGCUCGCAACUUCCCCGAGGCUAACCGCAACGGUAUCGCGGUCGCCAUGAUCCUCUCCGGUCUCUCUUCCGUCUUCAUCUCCUACACCUCCGCCUGGUGCGUGCGUGUCACCUCCUCCACCACCUACUCCAUGGUCGGCGCCCUGAACAAACUCCCCAUCGCUGUUUCCGGCCUCGUCUUCUUCGACGCCCCCGUCACCUUCCCCUCCGUCUCCGCCAUCGUGGUCGGUUUCGUGUCCGGCCUCGUCUACGCCGUGGCCAAGAUCAAGCAAAACGCCGCGCCCCGGACCGGCGUCCUCCCCACCUCCAACCCGCUCGUCAGCGCCAGCAGCCAGAGCAUGCGUGACUCCCUGCGCUCUUAA
Penicillium argentinense is the source of this 1209-nucleotide messenger RNA. RefSeq names its product GDP-mannose transporter (gene gmtA). Bases 1 to 1209 code for a protein of 402 amino acids. Gene Ontology annotation, molecular function: GDP-mannose transmembrane transporter activity; antiporter activity. NCBI's taxonomy places the organism in Eukaryota, Fungi, Ascomycota, Eurotiomycetes, Eurotiales, Aspergillaceae. The transcript is spliced from 3 exons. The record is from RefSeq and is a predicted model, not a curated record. Gene Ontology annotation, cellular component: Golgi apparatus.